Penicillium argentinense is the source of this 3105-nucleotide messenger RNA. Its product is annotated as ATP-dependent helicase. The record is from RefSeq and is a predicted model, not a curated record. Lineage: Eukaryota; Fungi; Ascomycota; Eurotiomycetes; Eurotiales; Aspergillaceae. Gene Ontology annotation, molecular function: 3'-5' DNA helicase activity; DNA binding; hydrolase activity. The coding region runs from base 1 to 3105 and encodes 1034 amino acids. The transcript is spliced from 2 exons. Gene Ontology annotation, biological process: recombinational repair. Gene Ontology annotation, cellular component: nucleus.
AUGUCACAUGACACCGCGACUCAUCGCGUCCCGCUUGGCAACCGCGGAAUCAACCAGGAACCCGCAGACCCUCGAAAUGCCAUGGAUCCCAUUCUCGAGGGCCUGAAUCACGCUCAGCGCGAGGCCGUGACCUCGCCUGCACCAAUUUUGCAGGUGCUUGCACCCCCGGGGUCUGGCAAAACAAAGACACUGACCGCGCGCGUCGCGUACCUGCUCUCCCACCACGGAUACUUGCCUCAAGAUGUCAUAUGUUGCACGUUCACGAUCAAGGCGAGUCGGGAGAUGCGCGAGCGUCUGGCGAAAUUAAUUGGUGAACGGUCAGAGUCGAGGCUUAUCCUGGGUACUUUUCACUCGAUUUGUCGGCGGUACUUGUGCAAGUAUGGGUAUAUGAUUGGACUUCCCAAGGGAUUUGGGAUUGCGGAUUCAGACGAUAGUCGAGCGAUUCUUCGGAGAAUCAUCAAGCGCCUGAAUUCUAGCAUGGAAAUCAAGGCUGCUCAAGGGCGUAUUUCGCGCCACAAGGCCCACGGGCUCACUCCGGAUGCGCUGGCAGAUCAAGCCAAAGCAGAAGAAAUGGAGCUGGUCGAUAUAUACCGUGCUUACGACAUUGCCUUGACGGCGUCAAACCUCCUCGACUAUGACGAUUUGCUUUUACGAUGCGGUGACCUUCUCAGAGAGCACCCGGAAUGUGUAUCGAACGUGCAAGCUGUGCUUGUGGACGAAUUUCAAGACACCAACAUCAUCCAGUAUGAGUUGAUGAAUCUCUUUGCGGCCAAAAACCGCCGUAUCACCAUCGUCGGUGACCCCGACCAGAGUAUCUACGGCUUCCGAUCAGCGGAGAUCCAGAAUCUUCGGCGAAUGCAGCGACGGUACCCGAACACGUCGACAAUCUUUCUGGAAUCGAACUAUCGCUCCUCGGCCUCCAUCCUCAACUCCGCCCAGGAAGUGAUUGAGCAGGAUACCACGCGGCCGGAUAAGAAGCUGCAGCCUACGCAUUCCUUCGGUACUUUGCCUGUCCUUCGAAAGCUUCCCAGUGCGAAUGCGGAGGCUCUUUGGAUGGUACUCGAGAUCAAGCGAUGUAUCGCGAUGACGGGUGGUGUUGUGCGAAUGUCCGACAUUGCCGUGUUGCUUAGAUCUGCUUCGCUCUCCACGCGUAUCGAAACGGCAUUUGGACGAGCCGGUAUCCCCUAUAAGAUGGUGGGAGGACGGAAAUUCUUUGACCGAACAGAAGUCAAAACGCUCCUCAAUUACCUUCGGGUCGUGAGUCAUACGGGCCACAAUGAUGCACUGCUCGGUAUUAUCAACGUGCCGCCGCGCAGGAUUGGCGACGAAACUAUCAAGCAAUUGACGGGCGGUGCCGAGAAGGCCCAAGUUCCUUUGUGGACGUUUAUCAAAGAUGUCAUCCAGGGACGUCGAUCGACUGAGAGGAAGCUGCAGAAGGCAGCUGAGUUGGGACUUUGUUCUCUGGUGAAAAUGAUCGACGCCUCCAAGCAAAAAUUGCAAGACUGUCAAGACGCGUCUGCUCCUCGUGUGCUUCUCGAGUACAUCACGGAAAGCCUUUCAUUCCAGGAGUAUCUCAUUCGAACCUAUCCUCUUGAUGAAGACGGUCGCUGGGCGAACGUGAAAGAAUUGAUGGGCCAGGCCAACGAGAUUGCCCUCUCCGGCAAGGAGGCCGACCAAGAAAACGAUCUGCCUGAAAUCGAAGGCAUUGAGCAGCAAGAAAUACACGCAGGCGAAGAGGCUCUGUCUCGUUUCCUAGCGAAUAUUGCCCUGUCCACCGAGGCCACAAACCAAAAUGAGGGCAAAGAAGGUGAGCAAGCGCCUGAAACCGUCACAAUUUCCACCAUCCACGCCGCAAAAGGUUUGGAAUGGCCCGUUGUCUUUAUCCCCGCGGUAUACAAUGGCAGCAUUCCACACUCACGAGCAGAGGUGAUUGAUGAAGAGCGACGUCUGCUCUAUGUCGCAAUGACCAGAGCCCAGGCUCUCUUGUAUCUGAGUCUUCCUCUGCGCCAGCCUCGCAUUGGCGAAGGAGAGGACGCAUCCACCACUCUGACACCGUUUCUUCCUCCCAGGGUCACGACGACGCAUUUUCGUCCGAAAGGGCCCAAUCUGCAAGAGAAAGUGGUGUAUUCAAUUGCCGAUAUUUUACGACGGCCGCGGCCAUCGCCCGCGGAAAUGUAUAGGGCGCUCGAUUCGCUUCCAUCGACACUCGAUGAUAGGUGGACGGCCGAAGGUGAGGAAAAACGCGAUCUCGAUAGUCAGUGGGACCGCCGUGACGAUUCGGCGGAAGGGCCAUAUCCUAAACGACGACGAGCCGAUGGCAAUCAAUCUACCUCGACUACAUUCAUGUCAGCUGGCGUUUACAACAUGAGCAACCCAUCGAGCUUCAUUGUCCCUACAACCAUGUCCUCUGGGGGCUUUUUGUCGGCUCGGGACUAUGCUGCUAGUUCAACUGCCAACCAGGAUGCUGCUACGGAGAUCUCAUCUGUUCCUUCCAAGGAAUCCGCACCUGUUGUUGACAAGGCCAAAAACGUGAAUAGCAAAGACGGACUUACUCAAGCCAGUAUUUCGAACUUCUUUGGUGGCCCAGGGUCUUCCCAGAAGAAAGCAUUGCUCCCAACAAGCUGUCCACCGCAACGUCAGCCCAUGCAAUCACCACCGAACCAAAUGGUAUCACAAAACAAACGGCCAAGUUCCAAUUUCGUUCCGCCGACCCUUUCCUCCCGUCGCCUUCAGCCCCGGCCGCUUCAUCCAGCGCGGCCAGCCCUAGAACCCACCGAGCCCAGUAACUACACGUGGCUGGCGGCUCCCUCACGGCCUGCUGUGAAACCCGGCCGUAUGCGAGCAGAGCAGUCGAAUGGAGACAACAGAGCGGAGGCAAGGACCGGGCCAGGUGAAGUGAAACAGGAGCGGUCCACCCCGGGCAGCAGUCAGGGUGGCCCGGAGAGUCAGAACCCGGCCGUUCAGUCGGUCUCAUUUCAUACUACGACAAUGUCGAUGGUCCGCCAGCAAGCCCAGGUGCCGGCACGACGGACACUUGGAAUCCGGCGGAGCAUGAAUGGAUGGGAGGAGCGGAUGAAGCGGGAGGGCGGUGGCCAAGUCCGUUGA